This is a messenger RNA of Suillus plorans, 1017 nucleotides long. RefSeq lists its product as uncharacterized. NCBI's taxonomy places the organism in Eukaryota, Fungi, Basidiomycota, Agaricomycetes, Boletales, Suillaceae. Gene Ontology annotation, biological process: double-strand break repair via homologous recombination. Gene Ontology annotation, cellular component: chromosome; cytoplasm. The record is from RefSeq and is a predicted model, not a curated record. Gene Ontology annotation, molecular function: four-way junction helicase activity; 3'-5' DNA helicase activity. Bases 70 to 1017 code for a protein of 315 amino acids. The transcript has 13 exons.
CCGCACCGUGACUCCAACUUGAACGUGUCCGUGCUUGCCAUGAACAUAUCCCAACGAUGAGUUGUAAUUAUGGCACCGAGGAAGAUUCUCUUGUAUCCCAGGCCCCAGGCACCCUUCAAAAUCUCGCGGCAGAAAAUGAAGAUGAGAGGGCGGCAAACUGUGCUAGCUUUCGGUCACACGGAGUACAAGGGGAAGCACAAAGAAGUUGUCGAGGCUGCUACUUCUGGAUUGGAUGUCUUUGUAUUAGCGCCGACGGGGAUGGGCAAGUUCGGCAUCUCCAUCAUAGUUUCACCACCACUGGGUCUGUCAAACCUACCAAUUAAGAAGUAUCAAGUUUGCGUCGCAAAGGACUCCCUGCCGUCUCUUGGACGUCGCACACACCGAAGGGUGAACAAGACCAGAUUAUUGAAGACCUCGAAUCAGGGAGCCCACAAACUCGUCUUCUAUAUAGGCGAACUCAACAGACUGGCUGUGGACGAGGCCCACUGCAUCUCUGAGUGGGGCCACGACUUCCGUGAGGAAUAUCGCAAGUUGGGCUCUUUUCGGGAACGAUUUCAUGGAGUGCCCAUUAUGGCCCUCACAGCAACAGCAACCCCGAGAUUGUUUACCGCUUCGCACCCCUUUAAUCGCGCUAACUUAUUCUAUGACAUCAAAUACACUGCGGCGCUCGACUCCCUGUCUCGUAUACCAGCCGUAUACGAUUUUGUAAUGAUCCUACACCGUCGUCGGGCCCGACCAAGCUCCGGGAUCAUCUACUGUCGUGCCCGCCUGGCAUGUGACGAACUAUCGGCCUUUCUAAGGGCAAAGGGCAUCAGUGCCAGGCCAUAUCAUCGCGGGAUUAGGAAGUUGAGCGAAUGGGAAGCAGGUGGAAAUGGUGAUGGCGGUGUUGAUGUGGUGUUUGUGCAACCAUCGCUUUUGGAAUGGGGAUUGAUAAAAGCGACGUUCGGUCAGCUCUACUUUCCUCAGCAAGAGGUGUUGCUCAACUCAUCAAGAUCCUCGAAGAUCUCAGAAACAUAA